Medicago truncatula (barrel medic) is the source of this 1339-nucleotide messenger RNA. RefSeq lists its product as uncharacterized. Bases 1 to 1191 code for a protein of 396 amino acids. The transcript has 4 exons. The record is from RefSeq and is a predicted model, not a curated record. Lineage: Eukaryota; Viridiplantae; Streptophyta; Magnoliopsida; Fabales; Fabaceae.
AUGCCACAGACUCAGCAGCCCGAUGGACAACCGCAGUUAGAUCCGCCUGCUGAUCCUAAUCUUCCGGACUUCGAUUAUACACUUCGAGACAUCUUUGAUCCUAAUGUGAAGAUUUUAGUUGAUCGACAUGCCCGAUAUGUCAUUAGCACCUUUUCUGGCGCGUUUAUGCCUAAUAGGUUGGCUACGGAGUCAAUAACAGCAGUGAUUGAAGCUAGAUAUCAGAAACCAUGGCUAUCAUGGGGUGACAUUAUUAGUGAAGGCAAGAAAAUGGAUAACAACAAGCCAAGGGAUGAAUUUUGGAAUACGUUCAAAGAGAAAUGCACUUGGAAGAAAGAUGAGGAUGGUGAAAUUAGUAAAGCUUUUGACACUGCAUGCUCCACGCGCCUCUCAAGCAUGCUUUCUGUUGCGCGCAAGAACCGUGGACCGGAAGAUGAAAAUCGUCCAAAAUGGAUUGGCGUCGGCACAUGGCUUGAGUUGUGUAAGAAGUGGAAUACACCGAAAUACCAAAAGAAGUGUGCAAAGAAUGCAGCUAACAGAAAGUCAGAGAGGGCAGCUACCAACACACACUCAGGGGGGUCUGUAAAUGCUGGCACAUCUACAUUCAGAUACGAAGCACAACAUGGACGACUUCCAACCUUAUUGGAGACUUUUGAUUAUUUUCAUUUUAAAGAUGGAUUGCCUCGUGAUGAUAUAUCGAAAAGCAUACAUAAGACCAUGACAGAAUUUACUGAAGCUUUUCAAAGUCAGCAGGAUAGUCUUCCCCCUUCUGAUCGAUAUGAUUCUAUCACUGCUAGUGGAAUUAUAAUGAACAAAUUCAUAGAGACUGUGGGUGGGAAGAACAAGGGCCGUAUUGUUGGUGCUGGUAGUAACUCUAAGUUAUAUCAGAAGGAUUCAUCUGGCAAAUUCAUAGAUACUUGCCUUAACUCUUUUGAACGCACAGGUCGGUCAACUCGUAGACACGACGAUCCCAUUUAUACUGAGGUUGAACAAUUGAGGGCUGAGAAUGCUUUAUUGAAGGCACAACAAGAAGAACUUGUAAAGUCACAACAAGAAAUGAAAAGUCAGGUAGUUGAAUUGGUGCAAUUGCAAAGAACCAUGCUAGAGCAACAACGACGAUCUCGUGGGGAUACAUCACAACCUGAUCCAUAUGAUCACGCGAUAACACCGCAAUAUGAUGAUUUGGGGGUAUGAUCUUAUAUUUGAUUCAUUUUUUUUAAAGUUUAUUACUUUUUUUUUGUUUUGUUUUAUUACCAAUUUAGUACUAAGAUUUCUAUGAGGUGUGCUUGCAACUAUGGACCCAAUAUAUUUUUUUGUUGACAAAAUUAUAGUACAAUUUAAG